GAGAUUACUAAUAUGUGGCUUGAACGCAGACUGUCAUGUGACGUCGUCGUCCGCCGAGCGUGGCUUGCGUGCCAGUGGCUUUUGCUGCGGCCUACAACGCAACGUGCGCCUGUUUGACGUCGCGCCCCAGCUUAGCCAGACAAGCCAGCUCCGAAUUGAAGCUCGAAGCAGCUGCCCUCUCCAACAUCCCAUCCCUACGCAGCCCGCCAUAAACCAACGCGGUCCUUUCGAAGCGUUCGCCCGACAUGAGCCUCAUUACCUACGGCGCCGGUGGCCUCGGCUCCUUCCUCCUCAUAGUGGGACUCUACAUGCUCUUCACCGGCAGUGGCGAAGCAUUCAACGUUGGCGCAUUCAUUGAGUCGGUCUCGCCUUAUGCCUGGGCGUCGACAGGUGUCGCCCUUGCCAUUGCCCUGUCCGUCGUAGGCGCCGCAUGGGGCAUCUUCAUUACCGGCUCCUCGAUCCUCGGUGGUGGUGUCAAGGCUCCCCGCAUCCGAACAAAGAACUUGAUCUCUAUCAUCUUCUGCGAAGUCGUCGCCAUCUACGGUGUCAUCAUGGCUAUCGUCUUCUCCGCCAAGAUCGACUCCGUUUCUGGGCCAGAGCUUUAUUCCGCCGACUCAUACUACACCGGCUUUGCGCUCUUCUGGGCUGGUAUCACCGUUGGCAUGUGCAACUUGGUCUGCGGUGUGGCCGUGGGUAUCAAUGGAUCCGGCGCGGCGCUGGCGGAUGCUGCCGAUCCUUCACUAUUUGUGCGCAUUCUGGUCAUUGAGAUUUUCAGCUCCGUCCUGGGUCUGUUCGGCCUGAUUGUCGGGUUGCUCGUUUCCAGCAAAGCCCCCGAAUUUGGAAAGAGCGAAUAAAUGUCGAUAUGUGUCUCUAGGGGACCAGAGACGAGGACACCAACCUACGCAAACCACGGAGCGCCCUGAUUUGCGAGCCAGACAAGGGCACACCGUUAUCAUCUGCAUCGCGCCAAAGAGAAAUUACUACAUUUGGGCCGGCGUUUGGAAGAUCUGACUAGGGAGAAAGACUCCUUUUUCAUGAGCUGUACCAUUAGUAGUUCUUGAAAGUCGGAACUGCCGAUUUUGUACAUCAGGGUGGAAUUUUACCGCAGCUGAAUAUAUAAGUACUGGAGUAUGGCAUCGAAAUUAUA
This is a messenger RNA of Emericellopsis atlantica, 1147 nucleotides long. RefSeq lists its product as uncharacterized. Gene Ontology annotation, biological process: proton transmembrane transport. NCBI's taxonomy places the organism in Eukaryota, Fungi, Ascomycota, Sordariomycetes, Hypocreales, Bionectriaceae. The coding region runs from base 246 to 854 and encodes 202 amino acids. The transcript is spliced from 4 exons. Gene Ontology annotation, cellular component: proton-transporting V-type ATPase, V0 domain. Gene Ontology annotation, molecular function: proton-transporting ATPase activity, rotational mechanism. The record is from RefSeq and is a predicted model, not a curated record.